Brachypodium distachyon (stiff brome) is the source of this 3497-nucleotide messenger RNA. Its product is annotated as wall-associated receptor kinase 5. The record is from RefSeq and is a predicted model, not a curated record. Gene Ontology annotation, biological process: cell surface receptor signaling pathway; protein phosphorylation. The transcript is spliced from 4 exons. Gene Ontology annotation, cellular component: plasma membrane. Gene Ontology annotation, molecular function: protein serine/threonine kinase activity; ATP binding; polysaccharide binding. The coding region runs from base 1051 to 3363 and encodes 770 amino acids. Lineage: Eukaryota; Viridiplantae; Streptophyta; Magnoliopsida; Poales; Poaceae.
UAUAUUACAGUGUCCUCUCAAUGUAUGAGCAGACAGAGUCUCACUAUGCCGCACAUAUUUUUGGGGUCAGGUUGGCUUGCUGUUUUUCCACAACUCAAGCAAUUACUUUCCCUUUUCUUCCUGAUGUCAUUCUUCUGCUUUAUGCUAAAUUAUGAUGCUACGACACUUGUUGUCAAGAGGUUCUAGCGUAGUCUUUGGAUAAUUAUGGUAUAUUUGGCAUAUACCAAUUAAGUUAUCCAAGGGGUACCUGUACUCACGUGCUAUAAAUUGUAUGUGCAGGAAAUGGAUACCUACCUGUGCAGUGAGCUCUUCAGAAAUUGUGCUAGAUUUGCUUAUAAUCCGGAGAAAUCUUCAUCGGUUUGUAUUGUUUGUGUUCAAUACUGAAACUUACAAUGCACACGAAUAAUUUAUUAGUUUGCAUUUCAGUCAAAAUUAUUAGUUUGCAUAUGCAUUUUUUAUUGAGUAGUUUCUCUGAAAUUUGAAAAAGGAUGACAGAGGUUCUUAUAAUCUGGAAAACAAUCUUCACCAGUUUAUAGGUUUAUUCAUAUGCCAGUCCAAGUAUAGUUCUUGGGUUACCGUCCCAAAUGUGAAUGCAUUUCCAUUUAUCUGCUUGGUUAGACACCUUAGUUUGAAACUUUCUUCUGCAAUAACCAACUAGAUGGACUCAUGGACACUCUAAUUGGUCAGCUUGAAAAGUCAACAUAGGUGUAGUCAGCAACAAUUUGAAGUGCAUAACCCGGCUGAAACCCAAAAUUAUUUUGACUGCUCAAUCUUUCAUCUUAAUUCACAGUUUUCACAGGCAUUUGCUCAUAUGAAAUGAUAUCCUGGAGGCUGGAUGGUCGAGCCUCCCAGCUUGAAAACAAGACAGAGUGGGCCCGGUUGCAGUCUGAUUAGAAGUCGAAUAUGCAUAUGCGCAACUGACCUGGUUCCAGACCAUCCUAUCUAGGUCCAAUCAGAGUUCAUUGCUAUAUGCUAUGGCACAGUUCAUCUCACAAAGUGAAAAGCUCCAGCCUAGGUGCUCGCUGACAAACUCUCCAAAUUAAGCAAGUGAUGGUGCGAGCCACACAUCCAACAUCACUGCACCAAGCAACAGCACUGGUCCUAAUAUUCUUCCAGAAACUGAUUGUCUUCUUCCUGCCGAUGGCACUGGCAAUGCCAGUGGAUGGCAUCGCGUUGCUGGCGCUGCCAGGCUGCCCCGACAAGUGUGGCGACGUGCCCAUACCUUACCCCUUCGGCAUCGGAGCGCAAUGCGCCGCAGUCAGCCUCAACAGCUUCUUCAACCUUGACUGCAACAACACCUUCCAACCGCCGCGUCCGAUGGUCGGGGGCCCUGCUGGCGUGGCCAUUGAAGUUGCCGAUAUCUCACUGGAGCGCGGUGAGCUACGGGUGCUUGUCCCCGUCAGUUACAUCUGCUUCACAUCGAGUGCCACUGAAGAGGAGAUCGUGUGGUGGUUCAGCCUGAGGGACACGCCGUUCCUCCCAUCCCCUGGGCGCAACCGCUUCACGGUCAUUGGCUGCAACACCCUGGGACUUGUCGGAGGUUUCCGCGGGGGCACGAGCCAGUACCUUGCCGGCUGCUACACCUACUGUGAUGGCCCUAACGGCGCAUCCGACGAUGGAGCGCCGUGCACCGGGACAGGCUGCUGUGAGGCGUCCAUCCCGAUCAAUCUCACUGACCUUAGGGUGGUAUUUCCAAAUAAAAAUAGCAGUGUGUGGGAAUUCAACCCGUGCUUCUAUGCCAUGAUCGCCGAGGUUGGGUGGUACAGCUUCCAGCGCCGUGACCUUGUCGGCCAGCUUGGGUUUGUCAGCAACAGGGCAAAGAAUGGUGUACCUCUCAUCGUGAACUGGGCGGUCAGGAAUGGAUCAUGCCCAGAGCCAAGAAACUAUGCAUGUGUCAGCACGAACAGCUAUUGCGAGAGUGCAAGCAAUGGACCUGGGUACCUGUGCCAGUGCUCCCUGGGGUAUGAGGGCAACGCCUACCUCCACAGCGGUUGCCAAGAUAUAGAUGAAUGCGUGCUGCGUGAGCAAGACCCCAAGAACGAAGAGCUGUAUCCUUGCCGGCAUGGUGUCUGUCUCAACACUCCAGGAGGGUAUGACUGUAAAUGUAAGGGGGGAACAAAAUCUGAUGGCACAAAUUUUGGAUGUCGACCUCUGCAUACUCGAGAUGAACAGCUGGCUAUAGGCCUGAGUGUUUCUGCCAUUGUGAUGAUAUCCUCGGCUUGUUUUCUUAUUAUGCAAUUACAAAAGAGAAGGCACAAGAAGGACAAAGAAGAGUAUUUCAAACAAAAUGGAGGGCUCAAAUUAUAUGAUGAGAUGAGAUCAAAGCAAGUCGACACAGUUCGCAUACUCGCAGAAAAAGAGAUCCGGAGAGCCACUGAUAACUACAGUGAAGAUCGAGUUCUUGGAUGUGGUGGACAUGGAAUGGUGUACAAGGGUACUUUGGAUGACCAGAGAGAGGUCGCCAUAAAGAAGUCAAAGGUAAUCAACGACAAUUGCAGGGAUGAGUUCGUCAAUGAGAUAAUAAUCUUGUCACAGAUCAACCACAGAAACAUCGUGAGGCUACUAGGCUGUUGCCUGGAUAUAGAUGUCCCAAUGUUGGUCUACGAGUUCGUCUCCAACGGCACACUAUAUGAGUUUCUUCACGGUAGUGCUGAUCACAUUCUGUCGCCAAUUCCACUGGACCUUCGUCUGAAGAUUGCCACACAAUCGGCAGAAGCUCUUGCUUACUUGCACUCAUCGACAUCUCGCACGAUCCUGCAUGGGGAUGUCAAAUCUGCCAACAUUCUGCUGGAUGAUCAGCGCCACGCCAAGGUUGCAGAUUUUGGAGCAUCGGCGCUCAAGUCCAUAGACGAAAGUGAGUUCAUCAUGCUCGUCCAGGGAACCCUCGGCUACCUCGACCCCGAGAGCUUCAUCAGCCACCUACUCACUGACAAGAGCGACGUGUACAGCUUCGGGGUCGUCCUCCUUGAGCUGGUGACAAGGAAGAAGGCUUUAUAUGUUGAUAAUAACUCCAAUGAAAAGAGAUCCUUGUCCCACAAUUUCCUCCUGAUGUUUCACCAGAACAAGCACAAGACAAUGCUUGACCCUGAGAUCACAGACAAUGAUGUGGACAUGGCGGUUGUUGAGGAGCUCGCCAUCCUCGACGUGCAGUGCCUGAGCGCAAGGGGGGACGACAGGCCAACGAUGCAGGAAGUCGCAGAGCGGCUCCGAGUGCUGAGGAGACACCUUGUGUAUGCAGCUGGUGAUGAGAAAACCCAUUGUUACUUUGACAACAACUAUGGAGGAUCGCCGUCGGUGGUUCUCCCUUUGGACGAGAUGACAGAAGGGAGCUUUGAGACGUGUAAACUGGUGCUGGCCGUCUAGGCUCUUGCAUCGUCUGGACAUGUAUUCGUGUGUUUGACACUUUGAGUUGAGGGAUGUAAAAUAUGACUCUUUUGAACUCAUUUAGAGAUUGUUGGAGGAAGGUUGAUUCUCAUGGAAGUUCUGGAUUUAGUUUU